AUGGCCGGUCCACCUGGAAAGAAUCAGCUGCGUCGAUGUAUGAUGCUCAGCUUCCACGCAGAUACUAACAUUAUAUCGAAAGAGGCAUAUUUGAGACUCGGGACGAGCAUCGAGCCUUAUUUAGGGGCUCCUAUCCCAGUUUUGGGACUUCAAGAUCGCAAGCCAGUUGGAACUGCAGAAGUGCAGUGGUCUUUUUGUGGGCGCAGCAAGCCUUACCGGACAACGUUCUACGUUGUAGAAGAAGUUGAGUACGACCUUCUCAUCGGAAGACCUUCGAUGCGGCAGCACGAGCUGUAUAGAGUGGAUCCCGCUAUUGCGGAAAGGCUUCGUGAUUCGUAUCGACGUCAGUAG
Aspergillus niger is the source of this 351-nucleotide messenger RNA. RefSeq lists its product as uncharacterized. The transcript has a single exon. The record is from RefSeq and is a predicted model, not a curated record. NCBI's taxonomy places the organism in Eukaryota, Fungi, Ascomycota, Eurotiomycetes, Eurotiales, Aspergillaceae. Bases 1 to 351 code for a protein of 116 amino acids.